Molecule: messenger RNA, 143 nt
Organism: Rotaria sordida
Lineage: Eukaryota; Metazoa; Rotifera; Eurotatoria; Philodinida; Philodinidae
Source: the annotation of a GenBank genome assembly
AUACAUUAUCAUAUGCAUUAAAAGAUAUGGUUGAAGCUACAACUGAUUUAGCGAAAAAUGCUCGACGUAUUAAACAUAUUGAUACACGAACAUUAAUACGAGCGGAACGAGAAGAAAAAAUUCCACAACAACAGACAGCCUAA